Molecule: messenger RNA, 687 nt
Organism: Drosophila gunungcola (fruit fly)
Lineage: Eukaryota; Metazoa; Arthropoda; Insecta; Diptera; Drosophilidae
Exons: 1
Coding region: 35-598 (187 amino acids)
Source: RefSeq, a predicted model, not a curated record
UUGCAAAACCGUACAACUCUUCAAAUCAAAGAACAUGGUUUGGAAAUGGAGCCUUUUUCUGCUGUGCCUUGUACUCUCACAAGGAAGAUCGGAAAGUAAAUCUUUAUUAAAUUUUAAGAAUCAAGAAAAAUUGGAAUAUAUUCAACAGGACCCCUUGGCCGACAUUCAUAAGCAAGUGACGGAUAAACUAAAGACUUUUCUGGAGAAUUUCACUGGUCAUUGGCAGGAUAACACAGAGUUUCUCAACUGGAUUUCAAGAAUUCGUUCUGCAGUGAGAAAUAACAAGACUGAACUAGCCGAAAAAUUCGCCAUACAAUUUGGCUUUGAGGCGUACAAUAUUGAACGCUCGAUCCUGGAGCUGCAAAUCUCGGAUCGUAUCGAGGAAUUGGAUAGCAUUAUUCCGCAGCAGAAAGUUGAGAAAUGUUUGGAGUUUUAUGUAAAUCAAAAAACCAUUCUCAAAAAAUCUCUGAAGCAAUCGAAUGCGAAGAAAUUGGAAAAGUUUUCGGCAAACUCGAUCUCUUGCCCAUACUAUCAUUAUGAAUAUCUCGACUACUUGAAGAUACUGGAUGAAAUUCAAACAAGGCAGAAAGUCCUUUAAUUAUGUUUUUUGGGCCUUUAACAUGUAUUUUUUUUGGGCCUUUCAUAAAAAUCACAGAGUUGUGAUUAAAUAAAUAGUGUGCAUUCCAA